UCUAGAUUGAAGAGUAUAAAAGCUGCAUGGCUCACAUAUCUUCCGCACAGUAGAGCUCCAUAGAUCCUUGGUGGCUUUCCUUGGGCACCUCGAGUGGUCAUCAUGAAGGCGACAAUUGCGGCUAUUUGUCUCGUGGGCCUCAUCGCCUGUACGGCAAAUGCAUACAUGCUUCCCGAAGAAGAUUCACGCCCUGAGGAGGCGUUUAACAGCGCCGCUCAAGAAGCUGUUCAACUCGGUGAGAUCCUUCUGGACGUGGCACAGACGCUAGCUGAGGACGAAGAACUUAGCGCUGAGAGUGAGGAGUACUUCUUGCGUGCUCUCUGGAGCAAAGCAAAGGAAGCUGUGAAGAACGCUACUGAGCAGGCGAAGGCGUCCAUAAAAGGGGCAUAUAAGGAUGCCAAGGACAAUAUCAAGAAGGUCGCUAAGGAAGCCAACGAGAAGUUGAAGGAAAAGGCAUCUGAGAUCAUGGCGAAGUUGUUGAGCAAAGUUAUGAAUGGCUAUGCUCUGCAAGAAGCCGAUUGGAAGAGCGUAAACUUUAUCAAACUCUUUGUCAAUAUCAUCAAGCAAGCAGCACAGCGAUUUCUGAAGAUCGGCAAGGCUCUGGAACACCUGCAGAACUGAUGACAAUAAAAAAGUCGAGAUACAUAUUCAUUUUAA
Molecule: messenger RNA, 657 nt
Organism: Dermacentor andersoni
Lineage: Eukaryota; Metazoa; Arthropoda; Arachnida; Ixodida; Ixodidae
Source: RefSeq, a predicted model, not a curated record